ACCAUUGUUCAAGAUAUCCUUUCACAACCACACUUAUUACAGGAAUGUACCUUACAUAGAAGAUGAUAUGGUACCUGCCAAUUUUGGUCUUGAUUAAAAUUCACAUUAUGCAUUUCAGACUCAUCUAAAGCUUCAGCCACAGAUUCUUCUGUCUUAGACCAAGUUCUUAUUUGCUGUCCAGCCACUAUGGCUUUGCCAGCAAAUUAUCGCCAGACAGCCAUGUUGUCAUCUACUAUUGCAGCAUCACCCAGCACUCCACCACCAAGCUCUUCCUCCACCACAUCUUCUUCCCCCUCUUCCUCUUCUCUUGUGUCUUCUUCCUCUGCUGGAAGCGGCAGCAGCAGCGCAACCGUCACCACAGCCUCGGCUGCAACAACCUCUUCUUCCUCUAAAAGUAAAGAGCGGGUGAACCGACCAGGAGGAAACCCUGGAAGCUUGGGGGGCAAGAAUAAUGCCGGGGGUGUGGGAAGUGAAAGCAACGUCCCAUCCCCUUUCACCACCCCUUCCCAUGGAAACCCAGCCUUUGCUCCUCAGAAAAUGGGGGGUGGAUCUUCCGGAUCAAAGGGCUCAUCAGGCAGUUCAGAUUCACGCAGUUUGCCUAAGCCUCCCAAAGGACCUGACAAGCCCCUCAUGCCAUACAUGCGCUACUCCAGGAAGGUGUGGGAUCAAGUGAAGGCAGCCAACCAAGAUCUCAAAUUGUGGGAGAUAGGCAAGAUCAUAGGGAGCAUGUGGAGGGAUCUUCCUGAGGCUGACAAGCAAGAUUUUGUGGAUGAGUACGAAGCAGAGAAGGCCGAUUACGAGAAAGCCAUGAAGACUUACCAUUCGUCGCCGAGCUACCAGGCUUAUCUCGCCGCCAAGAACAAAGCUGCUGCUGGUGCUGCUGCAGCUGUGAAGGAAGACGCCGAUGCAGCUGCUGCUGCCGCCGAGCGCAGUGCUGCUGCGGCUGCUACACCGUCUCAUACGGCGACCAAACUCGACCGCCGUAUUGACAUCCAGCCAGCUGAGGAUGAAGAGGACUACGACGACAGCGUGACUCUGAAGCACCUGUCGCAUGCUCGCUACGUGCGCAACCACCGCCUCAUCAACGAAGUGUUCAGCGACACGAUGGUGCCUGACGUGCGCAGCGUCGUCACCUCCCAGCGCCUCGCUGUCCUCAGGCGUCAAGUCCAGAGUCUUACUAUGCAUCAGAAAAAGUUGGAGAAUGAACUGCUGCAGAUUGAGGAGAAGUUUGAUGCCAAGAAGCGCAAGUUCCUGGAAGCUGGAGACGCCUUCCAGGUUGAACUCAAGCGAGUCAAGAGCAACGCUCCCAAGCUUGAUGACGCGUAUUUUGCGAGUCUCGUUGAACGCGAGAAGGAAAAUUUGAAGCGUGAGGGCGAGGAGCGCCAGCGCCAACAGCAGCAGCAACAGCAGUCAGGAGCACCAGCUGUGGCUAACGGCGCCACCUGUCCUCCGCCUCCUCCACCAUCUGAAUCAUCGUCUGGACCAGCCGCCACCAACAACGCAACGCUCGUCGACAGUUCCUCGGAGCCCUCGCAGAUGAAGUCAGACAACCUGAAGACGGAAGAGAUGACAGGAUCUGAAAAUAAGGAACUCGAAGAUGGUGCUACGAACGGAACACUGGAGAAGUAGAACGUAGUAUGCAUUAUGCUGAAACGUCACUGAUAAUCACGUUUAGGUUAUUUUAUAAAUGUAGACAACGUAAGAGAAAUAGAAAUAAAUGUAAUAAAUAUAAGUUUACAGGUGUUUCACUUAUUACGGAUGUCAUUAGGGAAAUAUUCGCGGUAAAUGACGGAAGCAUUGCGAAUCAUAAUAUAAAAAAAGGAAGAAAAUAAUUCCUCCAUUUUACUGAUGUACUAUUGUGGUUUUGGUCGUAUUAAUCCAGUGGCUUAAUUGUUUCGCCACGCACAAUCGUACCCCAGCCAAUCAACCUGCAAUAUGAAACAUUUCAUUAGUAAUUCAAUAAUGCGUAAUAUUUAAUUCAUUGUUUAAUCUGAGAAAAAAUUAUUUUCAAAGUGCAUAAUUCCUAAGAAUUGUGUUACUUGGACCUACACUGUUUUAUCGCUUUAAUAUUUCACUGAUGAAGGAAUGAUAUUUCGCUCUAGUUUCGGUCACGCAACUACUUCACGUGUAUCUAAGUUUAGAUCAAAACUUGCCUCCAGUGCCUAUCGAUCCGCCUGGAAAGGGCAAUCUUCUCGUUUGCCUCCGUGCAGACAGGGUGCGUGAGGGAUAUCUUAGCCAGGCCCAUCUCUGCUUUAACGCCGAUGACGCACCCGCCCGUCGACAAAGACCCAAUGUUCACCAUAAGCAUUUCUUCUUUGUUCAGCAUAUCAACCUGAAGAGCAUAACUUAUUUCAACAUUUGUUUGGCGCGAGGGUAUUUAUAAGUUAAAUAAUACUCUAAAACAUUCA
Molecule: messenger RNA, 2408 nt
Organism: Hyalella azteca
Lineage: Eukaryota; Metazoa; Arthropoda; Malacostraca; Amphipoda; Hyalellidae
Product: SWI/SNF-related matrix-associated actin-dependent regulator of chromatin subfamily E member 1
Exons: 12
Coding region: 187-1629 (480 amino acids)
Biological process (GO): negative regulation of DNA-templated transcription
Cellular component (GO): SWI/SNF complex
Molecular function (GO): nuclear receptor binding; nucleosomal DNA binding
Source: RefSeq, a predicted model, not a curated record